AAUCCGAUCCCUAGCUCCACACCGGUCAACUCUAAAAAAGCCCAGACGUAGAUCUUGUGAAAACAUCCCGUCUCCGCGGAAUAAGCUUCUUCUUACCGCCUUUUUAUUUCCUUUCCCGUCUUCAUUUCUUCCCACCCUAGGUAAUUCCUCGAUGCCUUCCCAUCUUCGACGAUGAUGAACAACAUGCCCACGUACCUACCGGCGCCGCCGACGCUGGAGGGGAUAGAGAACCUCGAAGACUGGAAGUCGAGCGUGCUGGACCACCUGCGGCUGCACAAGCUGCAGCGGUUCGUGGAGGAGCACGUGCCGGUGCCGGCGAAGGGAUCGUUCGAGCGGAGCGUGUUCGAGCACCAGCGGCUGCACGCGAAGAUCCUGGUGACGCAGACGCUGGGGGCGGAGGUGAAGAAGGCGCUGCGGCGGGAGCACGGGUGGGAUCAGGAGGCGGAGGAGGACCCGAAGGUGGUGUGGGACCUGGUGCUGGCGGCGGUGCCGCGGGUCGGGGACGAGGGGGUGGAGGCGCUGGCGCAGCGGCUGGGGCGGGCGGACGCGCGGCGGCACGCGAGCCUGGGCGAGUUCGCGGACGACUUCGUCGGCGCGCGGCGGCACCUCGCGCUGCUGGGCGUCGAGGUCGGCGACGGGCUGGCGAAGUGGCUGCUGCUGGCGGCGCUGCGGCCCUACGACGCGGCGUGGCACGCGGCGCUGCUGCGCGACCACCACCCGGACCGCGCGAGCUGGGCCGAGCUGGUGGCCGAGGUGGCGGCGCGCGCGCGGCGCGAGGCCGCGGCGGUGAAGCAGGCGCGCGCCGCGGCCGCCGUGGCCGCCAAGCUCGCGCGCCCACCGUCCGCCAAGCCCGACGACCCCCCGCCGACGGCGCCCUUCGACGACCCGACCGUGCUCGACUGCUCCGUCUGCGGCCACGAGCACGAGUCCACCUGGGCCUGGUGCAAGGGCUGCAAGAAGCACCACUCGCAGUAUUGGAAGUGCGUCGGGCUCGACGCGGAGGACGAGGAGAGCGUGCUGGACCCGUGAGAGGGAAGGGGGUGGUGCAUUACGCGAUGGCGGCGCCCGUUUUGGUUGGACGGGGCCUGGCUCGGGGGUCGGAUUGUCGUCUGCGGGGAAGCCCCGGUUGGUUACGAGUUGCUACGAAAUUGUCGACGGGAGGGGGAGCCCUAGAAGCGAAAACGUGCAGUAUAACCUGUGUGAUGAGGAAGUGGACCUAUGUGGGUGUUAUGUCUGUCUAUGCCGCCGAAGGGGCGUAUAGAGAGUUGGGAUAUCUCUCUUUAGGUGUUUGUCUUUUUGUCCCCUUGUUGGCGGGUUAACCCAGUUCUUGUUGAGAGCUACAUCAUACGCUCCCCUCUCACCUAUGGC
This is a messenger RNA of Durotheca rogersii, 1368 nucleotides long. RefSeq lists its product as uncharacterized. NCBI's taxonomy places the organism in Eukaryota, Fungi, Ascomycota, Sordariomycetes, Xylariales, Xylariaceae. The coding region runs from base 172 to 1029 and encodes 285 amino acids. The transcript has a single exon. The record is from RefSeq and is a predicted model, not a curated record.